Messenger RNA from Colletotrichum chrysophilum, 1281 nucleotides. RefSeq lists its product as uncharacterized. The coding region runs from base 1 to 1281 and encodes 426 amino acids. Lineage: Eukaryota; Fungi; Ascomycota; Sordariomycetes; Glomerellales; Glomerellaceae. The transcript has a single exon. The record is from RefSeq and is a predicted model, not a curated record.
AUGCACGAAGACCAAUCAUCUGAAUGGGAGACAUCUCUGGGUCUUAAGUUAAGCGACGAAGAUGAGCAGCUCCUUCAGCCGAUUCACGUUAACACGAUCACCGUGUCUAACCUCCAAGACUUUAAUGACAAACGACUGACGGAGUCUGCUGCAUUCAAGUCAGUCAUUUCGUCCCUAGACCUACGGGACCUGAAACUGUUCAUCGCCCACGAGGAUGAAGAAGCCUCCCCAGAGAAUAACAUUUACUUUCCUGAGAGAUACGACAUUGACUGCCUUCCACGCACGUGGCUUUCCCCGGAAUUAUCAAAACAUCUCAAGACUCUUUCUCUUUACUGCAAGGAUUAUUGGGGCUGGUGCCCUCGGCUAGACCUUCGAGCCGUGAACCCCGGAUCUGGGCCUGAUUCUGGAUUUCCUGCUCUGAGGGUCCUCGCACUCGGAAACUACGUUCUCAGCCACGAAUGGCAGAUCGAUUGGAUCGCUUCUCUUGGGCGACAGAACGAAAGCGGAGGACUUGAGGAGCUAUAUCUCGAUGACUGCAUCAUAUUGUUUCAAGCUGAUAUUGCUGCACCACUCGAGACAGGUACGACAGUCAUUGGCACAGACAGCGAUGGCAACUCGAUGGAGAUUUCCAACGACAACUAUCCAAGCAAGCAAUGGUUUGUAAACAAGGGUGCGGGAGACUGGAACGAUAUUACUGUUCAAUUCGACAUUCGAUGGCAUGCUGUGUUCUCACGUUGGAAGGACACCAUGCAAGGCCUGAAGAUUCUCAAAGUGGGUUCAGGUUCAUGGAACGGAGAGCAUAACGACGCCAUUUACAACGCGGAAUUUUGGCACCAAAACACGAACAAUAACGCGGACGAAGUGGAUACUGCCUUGCCGAAAUACAGGAGGGAGCGUUCCAAGUUCAGACAAGAACUUCAAGACCAGGUCUUUCUGAACUUCGCCUCUCCAGGACCGCACCAGAAGGUUGUUGGGACUCGUGAGCCACAAGUGAGGUACAAAAACGGUGUUGGACUUGAUCAAGUAGGACAGAAGUUCCUUCGAUACUACAAGUAUGACAUGGGAAUGGGCCCGACUCAGUGGUCGGAAGAAGACGAGGAGGGAGAGCAGCAGGAGGAUGGAGGGCUUUGGGACAUGGGAACAACUGAACAGGAUUGGAAUGCACUGCUAGAACUCCUUAACACUGUCGAAGCGAGGCGUCUCGGACUGCCUCUUCAAGAGUUGCACGGACGAGAUUUGCAGUCUGCACUCAGAGAGAACGAAAGACUUCUCGUGCUGUAG